This is a messenger RNA of Colossoma macropomum (tambaqui), 2535 nucleotides long. It is a transcript of the gene tppp3, whose product is annotated as tubulin polymerization-promoting protein family member 3. The record is from RefSeq and is a predicted model, not a curated record. Gene Ontology annotation, cellular component: microtubule. Lineage: Eukaryota; Metazoa; Chordata; Actinopteri; Characiformes; Serrasalmidae. Bases 158 to 691 code for a protein of 177 amino acids. Gene Ontology annotation, molecular function: tubulin binding. Gene Ontology annotation, biological process: positive regulation of protein polymerization; microtubule polymerization; microtubule bundle formation. The transcript is spliced from 4 exons.
GAGAGUGAGAGAGAGAAAGAGAAAGAGAGCAGGUGGUGCAGAAGACCAAAGCACUGUAUAUAGAACGCUUUUCUGGCCGUGUGUGUGAGUGCAUGUGUGUGUAUAUGUGUGCGGAGUAGCCGUGCAGGAAGGAGCAGGGUGGCACAGCAUAGCAAAGAUGGCAGAGAGCACUGACUUGGAUGAGCUGCUGAAUGCCUUUAAGAGGUUUGCUGUCCAUGGUGACACCAAAGCCUCAGGGAAAGAGAUGAAUGGUAAAAACUGGGCCAAGCUCUGCAAAGACUGCAAAGUCGUUGAUGGCAAAAACAUCAUAAGCACCGAUGUGGAUAUUGUCUUCACUAAAGUCAAAGCAAAGUCGUCUCGGGUCAUCACCUAUGAGGAGUUCCAGAAGGCUCUGGAAGAAUUGGCCCCAAAGAGGUUCAAAGGUCAAAGCAAGGAAGAAGCACUGCAGUCUAUCUAUAAGCUGAUUGAGGGCAAAGAGCCCACCAACGUUGGUGUAACGAAAGUGGCGAAGACCGGAGCAGUGGACAGGCUAACAGACACUUCCAAGUACACGGGCUCCCACAAGGAGCGCUUCGAUGAGAGCGGGAAAGGCAAAGGAAAGAGCGGACGAGAGGAGAUAGUGGAGAACACGGGCUAUGUAGCAGCCUACAAGAACGCAGGGACUUACGAUGAGAAGACCAAGGCCAAGUAAAGUGGCCAGUGGAGCAUGAGAGGAAUGCAGAGCUCCGUUCCCAUCAGCACUUAGACCUGGACCAAAGCCCAACACGAACUCUGUCUCCUGAAGCCUGUGAAUGACAGGAAAUUAUGUAAAGAGUUGUCUCUGAGGACACAGGAUGCAGUCGAAUAGAUGCAUUGAUGCUCAAGGGUUUUUUUUUUUUAGAUGUUUCUGCAGAUUAAGUCAAUCAAAGGUUAAACCAUCUGGUGUUGUAGCCAUAUAAAAUUCAUUUCAGUUCAUAUUUAAGUCAGUGUUUCCUACAUACCACACACUUUCCAUUAUGUUGAUGUCAGCAAAGUGGGCAGAACACAGAGCUCUGUCUGCUAAAUUGGUCAUGCACUAAUUAUAACAUUGUUCAUGCUGCCAGAACUGGCUUUUAAAUGCAGUGGCCUAGACUAGCUCAUGAGUUCAUCAGCAUUUGUUCAUUCUUUAGCAGCCUUAUAUGGUCAAUAGAGGUAGGUCACAGUAACAAAUCAAACAAACUGCUUUAGUGUAGUCUUCUGCAUAGAUGCAGUGAAGGAAAUAGGUGAAUCGUAUCAUUGCUGUUAUUUAAAAACCUUUUAUUGGAAAUUACAAAAACUCAAAUACAAUCAAAUCUGAUUUGGAACACUUCUUUCUUUCCUAUAAAGUUACCCUUUUGGAGCUAUGAGGCUUCGCUUUGACAACGCUGAUAUUAAUAAGAACACUAAGUAUAGCCUAAAGAAAAAUGUAAACCAUUAUUCAUUUGGUCAUUGGAUUUGCAUGUCCUGCUAAAACAGGACUCUGUGUGGACUGUUGCAUUUGACCACAGGGUCUUUGUUUAUAGAAAAGUGCCAAAUUGUCUGGGAGUAGCUGUAUUACUAGGGCAUUUUGGCAAGACGUCUGCUUUUUGAUUAAAAAGAAAAAACAAACAAAAAGCACCAGUGAGAAUGAUGUACAUUUACACAGAUAUCAGCCAAAAGUCUAACCACCUUGUGUUUACAGAUGAGAACAAAGCAAGUGUGCAUUAAAGAAACAUCUACCAGUGGAACCAUUGACCAUAUAGUGGUCAUACUUGGUCCCCAUGUUUUGUACAAAGUGCAAAAACACUGGCAUUUAGUUGCCUUGUUUAGGCUGCGCUCCAAUAAGCGCAUCUAAACAUUAAAUGUACUGUAUAUAUUGACAGAACUGAGAAUAAGAACAGCUCUUUCUCUACUGGCAGAAUAUGCAUCUCAUAAUCACAAUACUUUUACUACCCCCUUUUUUAUGUAUUGAUUAAUCAGAAGUACCAUCUUUGUAUUACAUAGUGUGCAUGGUUUUACGUUUCUCUCCCUUUUUCUUCUGUGUAAUGUCAUCUGUUGAAUCCCAAACUGGAAGAUGAGUGCAUUUACAGUACAUGAAGUUGUAUAAAGUUACUAAAAUGUCAUGUGUGUUACGUUUUGUACUGUUUUGUGCUAUUAUGAUAUUUACAUUAAUGUGAUGAUCAUUUUCCAUAGCUUCUCUCCCUCUUCAAGAAUGCGGCUUGCGAUUUAUUGCAUUUUAUAUUUAUAUUUAACCCCUUAAAAUCCGAGGCUUAUUACAUACAAACUAAAGGGACUUCAAUGUAAACUGGCAGAACUAUUCUUAGGUCACAGAAGUAUGUAAUAAUACAACUAGCCAUUUAAGAGGUUAAUAACAAAUUACAUCAUUUAUUUAGCAAUACUAAACAUGGGGUGCAAUUGUAAUCCCCCUAUUAUAGAUAAUAUUUUUUAUAUACACAUUUUAUUCUUGGCAUUUAACAGACUAUAUAACUUCACUUUUGGCAACUAAGAGGAAGAAUAUAUAUAUAUAUAUAUCACUCAUACAGUCAUACAGAACAAUUA